Messenger RNA from Penicillium chermesinum, 1698 nucleotides. RefSeq names its product MDR family MFS transporter. Bases 1 to 1698 code for a protein of 565 amino acids. NCBI's taxonomy places the organism in Eukaryota, Fungi, Ascomycota, Eurotiomycetes, Eurotiales, Aspergillaceae. The transcript has 7 exons. The record is from RefSeq and is a predicted model, not a curated record. Gene Ontology annotation, biological process: transmembrane transport. Gene Ontology annotation, molecular function: transmembrane transporter activity.
AUGGCCGGGGUCGUUGAGGAUAGACCAGGAAACGAGAGCUCCGAUAGCUCCGAGGGCGCAGCCCCAGAGAAGAAUGAGACCAAGAUCACGUUCAACGAGCAGACAAACUAUGUGCCCAAGAGGACAAUCAUCAUUAUCUUUUUAGCAUGCUCGACGGUCGAUCUCCUGGCAUUGAUGGACCAGACAACGCUAGCAGCGAGUCUGUACAUUAUCGCCAAUGCCCUCGGCGGAAGCGACCAAGCCUCCUGGAUCUCAGGAGGCUACUUCGUAACAUCAACAUGUUUUCAACUUCUAUACGGCAAACUAUCUGACAUCUGGUCCCGAAAACACGUCCUCUUUGUCGGCUUAGCCAUCUUCUUCAUCGGCUCCCUCGGCGCCUCCCUCGCGCAAACAGUCACUCAGCUCAUCGUCUUCCGAGCCCUCACCGGCGUCGGAGGCGGCGGACUAAUGACCAUCGCCCAGACGAUCGUGAGCGACGUCGUCCCCCUCCGAGAAAGAGGGAAAUACCAAGGCAUUCUGGGUGCGGUAGUCGCUAUAUCCAACGGCAUUGGGCCUGUCAUCGGCGGUGCCCUAGCCUCUAUCUCCCACGAUUCCUGGAGGUGGAUCUUUCGGCUGAAUUUACCGCUGACGGUCUUUACGACGCUCUGCGUGUAUUUCUUUAUGCCGCUUCGCAAGGUCAAAGGCGAUUGGAAGCUGAAGUUGAAGGCCGUGGACUUCGUCGGAGCAUUGCUUGCGCUGGGUGGAACGGCUGUCUUGCUGCUGGGACUGAAUUGGGGUGGCGGUGAGUAUCGAUGGGACUCAACUCAUGUCAUUGUGACUCUGGUGAUUGGGUUUGUGGUCUCCGUUGUCUUUGUCAUGUGGCAGUGGAAGGGCGCGUCUGUCCCGCUUGUGCCGAUGCAUAUUUUCAAGUCGCGGAUGGUGAUCGGGGCGAGUUUAACGAUGUUUAUCAAUGGGUGGAACUUCCUGGUGCAGGUUUACUAUAUACCAACUUUUUAUCAGCUGGUGUUCAACUACUCGACCGUGAAGGCUGGAGCGAUGCUGCUACCGGUGACGUUGAUGCAAACUCUUAGCAGCACACUUUCAGGUCUCGUUGUCCACCGCAUCGGCCGGUAUAGGGAGUGCAUCUUGCUCGGCUGGGUCAUUUGGGCUGUGGGACUUGGCCUCUUCUCAACGCUGGGCCCACACUCAGGAUUAGGGAAGCAGAUCGGAUAUGGCCUCUUGACUGGCGUGGGAGUGGGAAACACUUUGCAGCCUGCUCUCAUCGCAGUUCAGGCCGGUGUCGAGCGUCGAGAUAUGGCGGUCGUCACGGCCUUUCGGAACUUUGUUCGAAAUCUCGGCGGAACCCUCGGGCUGGCGAUUAGUGGAACAAUCAUUAACAAUCUCCUGGCAUCGUCGAUUUCGUCGCUUGAUCUCGAUGCGUCUGACUCGAAAUCUCUCCUGUCGAGCCCUCAGACAUUCUUGAAAAAGCAAAGUACCGAGGAAGCCGCGCAUAUUCGGAGCGUUUUGAUACCUGCAUACCAGAGAGGCUUCCGACUGAUCUUUAUUAUCGGCGCCUCCCUAGCAGCGUUCGCUUUCUUCCUGGCAUUUGCUCUCAUGCCGCAACUUGGACUGAAGAGAGCCGAUGAUGAUAAGCUCAAGGAGGAAGGGAAAAAGCGAGUAGAAGGGGCCCUCGACGAGGAAAAGCGGACAACGUCAUGA